This is a messenger RNA of Debaryomyces hansenii CBS767, 1962 nucleotides long. RefSeq names its product DEHA2B06974p. Gene Ontology annotation, molecular function: oxidoreductase activity; copper ion binding. Lineage: Eukaryota; Fungi; Ascomycota; Pichiomycetes; Serinales; Debaryomycetaceae. The coding region runs from base 1 to 1962 and encodes 653 amino acids. The transcript has a single exon. The record is from RefSeq and is a predicted model, not a curated record.
AUGGUAAGCAUGAAAAUUGGCUAUGGUUUAGUUACGUUAAUGGUUUUGCCAUUUAUUUAUGCAUCUACUGUAGAUGGUAACCUAGAUAUUGCAGCUGGUGAACCGAAAGUAAGAGAUUAUAGAUUGGAAUUAACACAUGCAUAUGGUAACCCUGAUGGAAUUUAUAAGAGUAAUUUCCUAAUCAACGGCCAAUCACCAGGGCCAAUUAUUGAAGGUGACGAGGGGGAUUGGGUUAAUAUAACAGUUGUCAACUAUUUACCAGUAUCAAUAACAAUACAUUUUCAUGGCAUUUUGCAAAAGGGUACGCCAUGGUCCGAUGGUGUUCCUGGGAUAACUCAAUAUCCAAUACUAAGUGGUGAUUGUUAUUCAUAUCUUUUCCAAUUGAAAGAUCAGUACGGGUUUUAUUGGUAUCAUGCACAUUACCGGGGCUAUCUGACAGACGGACUAUACGGACCAAUUUAUAUUAAGCCUAAUAAAGCAAGAGAGAGGCCUUAUGAUUUAAUUGUUAAGAGCAAAGAGGAGUUAGAUCUAAUAGAAUCCUUAGAAAAAUCACCUUCAUAUAUAAUCGCGGACGAUUCCUUCAAGCUUCCAAUGGAUGACAUCAUGGCGAGAAUGUUCCAUUACGGCAUUGAUCCAUUGUGUAUCCUGAGUAUAUUGUUAAACGGUAAGGGUAGAAUAUACUGCCAUGAGUAUUCAACAUUCCACAGAUUGGGGUCAAAAUCUAAACUUGAUCGUGUGCCACAAUUCGAUUCCAUGGGCUGCAUUAGAAGCGAGAAGACAAACGGAUAUCAUGACUUCAAACUUGAUAAUUUUGGACUUGAAAGCCCUGGUUUCUCUAGGCGCUGUGAAUCAACUUCGAGAGACAACUAUGUCUAUUUUACAAACCAUUCUUCUUGGCAAUAUGUAAAUAUUUUAAAUGCUGGUGGACAGUAUACGAAAGCAUUUUCAAUUGAUGACCACGAAUUUUAUGUAAUUGCAGUUGAUGGCGUGUUUAUACGACCAAAACUUGUACAUCAACUACUUAUUCCAGUUGGAUCAAGGUAUACGGUUCUUUUAGAAACAAAUUCAAGCAAACAUAAGAACUCCAAGGACCCAUUUGCAAUGAGAUUCGCAGCAAUUAAAACACCCCAAUAUAUUGAGGCACUAGGAUAUUUGAUAUACGGUGAUAAUUCUACUCUUUCGUCUGUUGAGCUUCAGAACAUUCAACAACGAAACAAUAUCAAUAAUGGUAUCAAAUUUCAAGAUUUAGAUGGAAAACUAACCGAAGAUAAUUACGAUCUGGUUUGGCCUCAUGAAACUGGUCCCUUGAGUAAAGUCGAUCAACUUAAUGCGAGUAAAACAGGAGAUCAUACUUUCGAACUCUAUUUGAAUAGAACGGGGGUAGUUGAAUUCAGCAUGUUCAAAGAUGGAACCAAAUUACCUGCUGGAUUCGAGCUUUCGAAGCCUUUAUUGCAUAUGGAUUUCUCCGACGAGGAGAAUACAUUUGCGUCCUUUAACGGAUCUUUGACUGAUAAUAUUCAAGAAGGUGAUAUUGUCGAUAUUAUAAUCAAUAAUUUUAGGACUAUUGAUCACCCAAUACAUAUGCAUGGACAUUUAUUUCAUUUAAUUAGUUAUAGUGAGACAGAAAACUUUCCGUAUGCGACAGUUGAAGAAGCUGCCAAAAACAAUUAUACAAACUUGAAUUUUGAAAACCCACCAAUGUUUGACAUAGCCUACACUCCUGCUAAAGGUCAUUCAGUUAUUAGAAUAACUGCAAACAAUCCGGGAAUAUGGUUAAUCCACUGUCAUAAUUUAGGUCAUCUACUUGGUGGUAUGGGGGCCGUUUUGUUUGAAUCAAUCGCCAGUAUACCUAAAAUACCUCCGUUGUAUCUCAAACAAGUCCAUGUUGAAUACAAUAUGCAAUCCGAUUUGGGAAUUACAGAAUUGAAGAAUAAUACUCACGAUGGUUCACUUCAGUCUUAG